CGAGACGAUCCAUUCAACAUUUUGUUUACAUAUUUCGGGUAUCCACGUGUUUUCCUCAUGGCUCUGUCCGAUCAUUCGCUAGUUUUCUAUCUCGGCAUCAAAGACGAGUACGUAAAUGGCAAUCCGACGUCGUGGAAAGUCAACAAGGUUGGGGGCACACCGGACUGGACCAGUACCGCUCUCAAGUCGGCGCCCGACCUCAAGUGUUGUCUGUGCGGAAAACAGCGCCUACUCCUAGUUCAAGUAUACAGUCCGUUGGACAGGACAGAAUGGUACCAUCGGACACUUUACGUCUUCUGCUGUAUUAGCCCAAAUUGCUGGAACAAGCAGGAAAGCUACAAGGUGAUCAGAAGCCAAGAGACCUGCGAUGGAUCCGAAGUCACAAACCUUGCGCAGGCGAAGCAAGCGGUGUCUUCCGAUUGGCUCGAUUCCCAGGACGACUGGGGUUCGGGUCCCGGCUCCACAAGUGCGGAUCCCCAAGCCGAAGAAGGCAAUGACCUAACAAAAUCUCUACAAGGUCUCGUCGUAUCUGCGGCCGACGACAACCUUCGUGACGACGACAUGGAUUUUGCUGAAGUUCAGCCCGAGACGAUUGAGGGGGUUGAUGCUGUCAAGCGCGCUUGCGAGUUGAAGCGUGUCGAGCAAGAGCAGCGUGCCGCUUUGGAAAGCUUGUCGGCAGGCAGCAGUUUUAGGAGUUACUACGUUGGCGUCAUUGAGGAGGAUCGAGAUGCCGAGAAAGACCUUGCAGCCGACAGCCACAUCGAGAAACUGUUGCAGAACUAUGAGCUGGAGGACGGCGGUGCAUCAAAACAAAUUAGUAAGGGUCAAGGAAGCUCAAGCUACGCCCAAGAAACUUACGAAAAAGCAAGCAUCAGUCACGGCGACCAGACAUUUUACAAGUUUCACAAGAGAUUGCAGCGUUGUCCCGAACAACUGAUCAGGUUCUGUUGGGACGGAAAGCCGCUGUUUAUCAGUCAGCCACCGGCAUCCUGGGUCGUCCCAACAUGUGCAAACUGUGGAGCGCGCCGUUGCUUCGAACUGCAGGUCAUGCCGGCACUUAUCCCGACCCUGGAGAUCGAAGGAGCCCAUUUCAAAGGGUGCCCAUUGGAGUUUGGCACGAUCGUCAUCUACUCCUGCAGUGCAAGCUGUUGGAGCGCUCCAAGCACAUGGUUAGAAGAAGUCGCAUUCAUUCAACCGGACCCAGACGUCGCAUUUUGGAACAGAGUGGUAUCCUGAAAGCGUGGAGCGUGUUCUUCUAGUAAACAUUUAUUUGUCAAUAAAUACAUGUAUGUACAGUU
Molecule: messenger RNA, 1298 nt
Organism: Ixodes scapularis (black-legged tick)
Lineage: Eukaryota; Metazoa; Arthropoda; Arachnida; Ixodida; Ixodidae
Product: programmed cell death protein 2-like
Exons: 6
Coding region: 58-1236 (392 amino acids)
Cellular component (GO): cytoplasm
Source: RefSeq, a predicted model, not a curated record